UGCCGGAUGCUCCUCACGGUCAUCCCACUGGAUCGGGAGCGGGGGGAGGAGAAGAGGGGAAGGAGCGGGUGGAACGGGCUGGAAUGGAAUCGGAAAAGCUGUACAUACAUAUAUAAACGAUGUGCAGUAAGCGCACUGCCAGUCAGUUCUACUUUGUAAUGCAGUGUUGCAACUUGUGCAGCCCGUGCUAGAGUGCACCGUAGCCGUGCAGCAGGACGUGUCAUUCUCGUGCUGGGUACUGUGUCUCUGUGUGUGUGUGUCGAGUGAGUGUGUGUGUGUGUUGGGUGCAUUUGCCAUGUAUCAACGGCUCAGAUUUCUGGACGAUUCUGGUGUUUAAAUGAUUCACUUUACCCGGGCAGUCGGCGAGUCGGAGCAUUCUGAGGAACCCCAUGAGGGGGCUCUAUGAGGGCUUCCGUUCGUAUGUAUUGGAGGUGUGUUGGUGAGUGCAAGUGUGUGUGUGCGGGUCCACCAUCCUUUUGCACGGUGAAGUGAUCUCGGGGAUCUACCGCAUCCGGUUUGGGCAGCGACAGCGACUGUGUGCACACGUGCAGUUAAGGUGGAAAGUUGCGCCAAGGUGAAGAUAAGGGACGCAAAAAAAAGCAAAAAACGUCUAGUGGGAAGAAAGGUGGAGUGGAGUUGGUGACCGUGUGUCGGGGCACUUUUUACCCAAAUACUGCUCCCCAACUAACGAGGCUCUGAGCCGGAAGGAGCGUCGUUACAUGCGUUAAAGUUAUGCAUCGAGCUCUGGACUGGUUCUUCAACAUUGUCUGUGUGUGUGUGUGUAGCUUUGGAGCACGUGAAGUGGUUUUUGGGGCGGGUUAAGUUGGUUCCCGCAACAACCACAGCGCGAACGCGUAACAACUCUGUCCGGUUGGGUAUGGUCGGAAUGUGCAAUUGUCUCUGGUGAAUGGGAAAGGCCCGGUCAGCUGACCGAUACUGCUCGGUUCGGUGCUUGUUGAACUCUGUGUGUUGUUUGCCUCUCGCAAAGAAAAGUGUUAUAGAAUUUGUGUGCAGUGAAUGAACGACCGCGAGCGGGUCAUAUUUGCAAAGGCAUGGUAUCCGUUGCAGUAGUGCAGUAAAUAUUGGAACAGUUUUUUUUAAACUACUACCAAAGCUGAACCCUCCGUAGUCUGGUAGGCUUCACCAGGGAAAGAAAAACUCAAAUAUUGACCAUGCUUUUCGCACCCUUCAAGUGACACUCGAGACCCGGGAGCAGUUUUCCCACGGACACAACACACACACACUAGAUGUCGGAUGAUAAAAUCCCUUUGCGCUUAAAUUAGUCACGUACGUACCUACUCGGCGAACGAUGCGAUACGGGGUGGCGCAUCAUAGUGUGUGUGAGGACCCACCGAAGGAUCCGUAGGAGCCCCAUCAUUAAACCCCCGGGACCGAUCAAGCUUGCUGGUGCUUGGAAGGGAGUCUUAGGCUUCAUUCAUCGCCAACACACUCCGCACGAUGGGGGAUGAUGUCAUAUGCAUCGAUUCGGAUGACGACGAAGAAGAUGAGGCGGUUCCUGCUGCUGCUGCUGCAUCCGGAAGUGCACUCAAUGCACGUGCAGCCUUUGGACGACACGGCGGACGGCGUCAGCGGCGUCGGGCACACAGAGGACGAAAGCAUGAUUCCACUAUGCUUAGUAACAACGCUUCCCCACUGGCGAAACUGCUGGACGGACUACGUUGCCUCAGCUCGGAAAUGUACUUCGGUGAGUGGGCAGGAAAAUCGGGGCCAGAUUUUCCCUUCCACACGCUAGCACAGCGCGUUCGAUCACUGGUGGCGGAGUUUCAACGGCACGGCCAGCUCACGAUGGCAGCACGCACCGAAGGAUGGCGCCAAGUGGUAAGAUUUCUAGUGCUGCUACGAACGAUCGGGCUCUCGGAAGUCUCGGCGAACGGCGACGACGAUGAUGAUGAUCCAGAAUGUGAUAAGCACCACCCAGAGGACGAUAAGCAGUCGAUUGAGGAUGUGAAUUGGUCGCGCACUAACCACAAAUCGAAGCAGCAGCACCAGCAGCGACCCGGCCAUCUUUCCGUCGUUUGCUGCAGUCGUGAAAAAAUGCGACAAACCCGUCGCUACCAGCUGACAGUGAUCGAUAUACUGGCGGACUACAUCCGGUUCCGGUGUGAAUCGGUCGCCCUGCUCCACCCACCCAUCCGGCCGGCCGCACUGCUCCGGGAGUGUAACCGUAUCGUUGGCAGUAUGUUCGUAAUCUUCGACGGUAGCAUGGAGCUGAUGACGCUGACACUGCUCCGCGUCGUACCGGGCCGGUCAGCACACACCCGGCUGCUGUAUCCGGUGUUUGAGAACAUUCUGACCAGCGGUACGCCGUGCAACGAUUAUGACACCAUACCUGGGUACGUCCGGAUGCUGCUUUGCUUCAAGCGCUGGAAGUCACUGGUGGGCGGCCGGGGCGAGAAAGGUUCGAUCGAUGCACACGCCGUACGGAUGCUUCCCGGACGCUGUCCAACCGUUCAGCACGCUUCCGAUCUACCCUUCCUGAGGUUGCUUCCGACCGUACCGCCCGGAUGGCGGAUCGCCGAAACACGUUACCUGCUGGUCAACGAUCUGUUCAGCCUGGAGCAAUGCAUCGCACUGUACCUCCGGCAUUAUCGCCGUACACUGAGCGGCCUGCCAGUGGAUGAAUCAUCCGCAAAGCAACGCAACCCCAUCCGUCAACGGCGUCUGUCCCAACAAACGCUGGAAAUCCGAAGCAAUUACAUCAACGUACCGCUGCUGGCGGAGCUGAUCGAACGUAAGAGUCAGCUCUGGACGCGAACCUUCCGGACGCCACCGGGCAUGAUAUCACCGCGCCACACCGCACCCCUCGCACCCCCACACCAUUGCCUCGAGCAGGAAGUGCACUCCAUCAUCGAAAGCUUGCGAUUGAUAUUUCGCAACCGGACCGAAUUCAUCGAGCUGACGCUGCUGCGCGUAAAAACUGGCCCAUCCUACGUCACCCUGCUUGGGCCCGUGUUUGCCACGUUUCUCGGCACAGCGGCGGCGACGGCGACGGCAGCAACGCCGUGCAACACAACAACCGGGCUGACCAUUUAUCGAUCAAACGACGUGGAAACGUACGGUCGGCUGAUGCUUUGCUAUGCCAAGUGGAAGUCAUUGUUCCGGGCGGCACUGGGCAGCGGGACGGAGGACCCACCCGAAUGGGCGAGCAUCGAUGCGCUGGCCCUUACGCAACUGCCGUACGAUUUUCCACGAACGAUUUGCCCGCGUGAUGCGCUGCUGCGACGCAUCUUUCCGAUCGAUGCAGGUGUGCCGAUGGACGGGAAGCGAAACAAUGUGACAACCCGCGUGUUGCUUCGAACACUUCCCAAAAGACCCGAUCUGCAGGAGUUAUGCUUGCAAUUUAUUCAGGCGUACCGUUGCGGCUCGGAUGCAACAACACCACCGAUGCACGACGACCCACAGGAUGCACACACGACAAACUCAGCCGCAUACAAAUCAAUGUCCCCUAGCGCGGAACGGUCACUUCGUUGGCACUCGAGCGCCGAUGUAUCCGGUCAGUCUACCACCAUCCAGGCGCACCAUCGCCACACCGAGUGGCGAUCGGAAAUGAAACCGAUUAUUAUUCCAGACAGCGACGAUCCGGACGAACCGUUCACGUCCAGAAUGCCGGCCCAGGAAAACGAAGACCAUAAUAUUACGGCACAAAUGUUGUGCCACCCGGCCACAUACGCGUCCCCAUCACUGGCCGUGUUUUGCUCCGUGAAAGAUUCCGCGGGCAACGACGAUACAUGCACCACAACUCGAAUGGACCAAAACUCAUCCAGCACACCGACCGUCGAUGAGUUCGUUGCCGACAGUGCUGCAUCCCAACAUCCAACAUGGCCUCCAUUUGCGGAAUGUUUUCUCAAUACGCCACCAGCAACUCCACAGCACGAAAUGCCUCCGGAAGCGGUUGACGAGGAACAACGGCGCGCCGUGCUAGUCAAAAAGCCGCUCCCGAGUCCGAGCUGGACGCGGCUGAAGGGAACGAUACGAUUGAAAGGUAUCCCGCGGAAGAAACGAAUCUCGGCUGCAAGGGUGAAGCGUGUGCUGGGGAAGAUUUUUGCACACGAUGGUUGUUGGAAUUUUGCCGACGUUCUAGCCGUAAAACUUCACAGCUCUACCCGGACCCGAUGCUCAUCAAUAAUGAGCGUGGGUUUGGGUAGCGACUGUACGUUAAAGUUGAAAGAAGCUGUCACAACUGACCGACCGGCGGGGGAGCUUUUAUCGGCCGGCCAACAGAGGUUGGCAGGCGGCGAUGAAUUGGCUCCCGGUACGGUUGACGAUGACGAUCGUUCGAAAAACGAUGCCUUGCUACGCGAACUUAUCGAUUGUCUCGGUGCUGUUGAUACGAUGCCUUUGGAAUCGAAACAGGGUUACGUUGAUUUUGCCAUUUUGCCCGACAAUCCGGGAUACGGUGCGGAACGCAUCCACACCUCCACCGUGGACGACCACCAGGCGUCUCCAUCGGUGUGCGAUGGUUGCGUUGACACGUCCCCGCUCUUUGCUGCUGAUAGUGAUAAAUAUGUACUGUUGUUCACCGAGCUAGGACCCGUUUCCUGGCCAAUUGUAUAAAAACAGGUUGUCUUCUUAGGCUAGGAUUUGCCGUGCACACACACACACAUUCUUGUGCGCAGUCAUUGUUAUAAGCGGUAAGCGACCAGGCGUCUCCAUCAACGGGAGAAUUUCCUUACUUCCCGGAUGCGAUGUAGGCCCGUCUUCUCGGCAACCCCGUGACCCAGGUGACAAAACCCCUCUCAAACCACAGCACGGGCAGGCGGCCUUCGAUCCAUCCAAAAGCUCAUCGACUUUCAAGGGCUGUUUGUGUCAAUUUCGUCUUUUCAAUGCCCACUGACCACUGGUCAGUGUUGUACAGACGCGCACGGAAAGCUGUGACACAUCCGUCGAAGCAAUUUAGAUAAGAAUCACAACAAAUGAGACCGUUGGCGGGAGGAGAGGAUGGAAAUGGGAAGAUUCCCACCACCGGUUCUCAACUUUGUAGCGUUAAGUAAAUGCAGCAAAAUAAGCUGCACUCUGCACUUUUAAAUGUCCUUUCUUCUGAUGCCUUUUUCGAUUGUCCUCGAUGUUGUCUGCGAUGUGUUUCGAGCGAGCUCUUAUUCUCUAUACCUAAGUGUUUGAGUGUGUGUGUGUCUGUCUGUUUGUGAGUGUUUAAUGUUUGUGAACCACUCUGUACUCUCGUUUCCUUGCCUUUUGUGUAUCAGCUCGGUGGAGAAGAAGAAUAAAUUUAUUGAAAGAAAAAGUAAUAAUCUACGAUAAGUAUUUUAAAAUAUUUAAGGACACAAAAUGUGAGACCCGAGAGGGCCAAGUUUGUACUUCUAAUGAUGAAUUAUAUGUUUUAAAUUUGAUUUUUUUAGUUGAAACUUCUUGUAGAUUACAGGGUAUGCCGUAAGUUUUUACACUUUCACAGAUAAUUUUCAUGACAUCCUGAGGUUAUUUUACGCUCUCAGAUAUUUUGGCUUUUCAUUCCAAGGUUUUUUGAGGAUUUCCUACACACAGUGACGGACAAUUUUUAUAUCCGAUUUUCAAAUCACUGCGUACGACUCAUUUACUGGGUAAAAUCAAAUUAAAAUUUGGCAAAAGCAUUAUAAACAUCUAAAUUUUUUUAUUCUGAGUGAACAGUCUAUCAACACCUUAACUUUCUAUAUGAAUUUAUUUCCUUUUAAAAAUAGCCUUAUAAUACAGUUGGAUUAAAAAACAAAACACGAGUAGAGUCGACGCAAAAUAAAAUAAACGAUAAGCUUUAGUGUGUUAACAUUGUACAAUAGAUUGAGGGGACGCCCAAAACUAUUGCAAAUGUUAUUCGAAUUUAAGGUUAGAUAAAAAAAACAAAUUUAAAGAGCUUUUUUUACAAAAACUUUUUUUAACGGAAGCAACAAAUACGCCGGUCUUCACACGGCAGGACCAGGGUUCAAAUCCCAUCCGGAUCGUUCACCUGUUAUAAGGACUAACCAACAAACUACGUGGUAUAGUCAUGUUUAGUAAUUUCGGGCACUGUCUAAAAAUCAUGGGAAAGUGUAAAAAAAACUUCGGCAUACCCUGUAACAUUAUCACAGCUUACACCAAUCGCCUGCUGAUUUUAUUCUCAGCUCCUUUUGAAAGUUCCCAAUAGAAUUCGCAAGUCCUUAAGCACAGUACAGAAACGAAAAAACAAAACACCUUAAUCUUAAGAAUCGAAAUAGUAAAACGAGCAUAUGCAUGCGUACCGUGUAGCAGACCACCACCAUCAUCACCAAUCAUGCCUUUUGAGUCGUCAUCUCCAAAACCAGCAUCACGGCAUCAUCAAUGCCCCAGGGUGUGUUCUUUUCCCGUGCGUGUGCGUCGUCGCUUUCCCACAUUCGGCCACACGAUCGGGUUCGGCCGCCCCAUACCCCGGGUUUGUUGCGUAACGAAUUUAUCGGUUUCAGCGUGUUUUACGAGUUUCGGUUUCAAUGGCCACCGUUGCCACAGACAGACAGCGAAAACUGCUAGCUGGAAGCCAAAGCACUGUAUCAGUACAAUUCAAACGGGAAGAGAACCGAAGGGAAGAGGAGUCUUGCAGUCAGCGUGCGCUGACCGGGCCGGUCUUUACUUGUACUUCGACUCAACCACAAACUUACACACACAUGCAAAACAGAACAAAACACAAUCAGCGUAAAAAAAAAUGGAGAAAAAGGUGGACGAGAACCACAAACAAGGGAGGGAGGUAGAAGGAAGAAAGAGACAGACUUAGACAUGAUCUUUCUAGUGCAGGUGAAACAUUCUAGGAGGGAGCUAUUUGUAACAAGACUUGGUCGGUGAAAAGGGGGAACGAGAAGCAAACUUCCCGCUAAUUAUGAGCUAAGUUAUUGUUGGGCAUCUGGCGUGAUCUCCCGCGUACAGCAAUAGUAAAGUGGCCAACCAAUGUAUGUACCCAACGUUAAUGCAAAACAUGGCGAAAAAGGCUUGCUAGAACUUAAAGGCCACCAACCGUCACAGCAAAAACACAUCAACCAACCAAUCAACCAACCUAUCAACCAACUCGCCCUACAAUCAACUAGCCAUCAAUAAGCCGGUCAGAAGAAGUCAGUGCAGGCAAAGACAUUGUACAUAUUAGUGUGGAGAGCUAGCUGUAUAUCUCAAAAGGGCAAUCCCCUAUUCCUCGUCUCCUUUCGAUGGUUUCACCCAAUAGCCCAAUGGCGGAGUAUCACUGAGAUUGUGUGCUAGUGUAAGUAUAGUUUGUCCACCCCUUGGGCCGGCACAGGGGGUGAUGUGAUGUGGGUGGUAUGAGUCUAACUCAACCCGUCCGCGCACAAACACACACACAUACACUGCAAACAGAAUUCCUGUAUUUUUGCAAUCAAUCACUAAACUACUGGUGCACUACCUAACUAAACGCCGCCAUUCUAGCGAACGAUAACCAAAUAAAGCGUAUUUGCGUACAUAUUCAUAUUUGAAGAUCGAU
Anopheles stephensi (Asian malaria mosquito) is the source of this 7441-nucleotide messenger RNA. RefSeq lists its product as uncharacterized. The record is from RefSeq and is a predicted model, not a curated record. The transcript is spliced from 8 exons. Lineage: Eukaryota; Metazoa; Arthropoda; Insecta; Diptera; Culicidae. Bases 1459 to 4575 code for a protein of 1038 amino acids.